Gadus macrocephalus (Pacific cod) is the source of this 810-nucleotide messenger RNA. RefSeq names its product guanine nucleotide binding protein (G protein), gamma 10 (gene gng10). Gene Ontology annotation, molecular function: G-protein beta-subunit binding. The transcript is spliced from 2 exons. The record is from RefSeq and is a predicted model, not a curated record. Gene Ontology annotation, biological process: G protein-coupled receptor signaling pathway. Bases 203 to 412 code for a protein of 69 amino acids. Lineage: Eukaryota; Metazoa; Chordata; Actinopteri; Gadiformes; Gadidae. Gene Ontology annotation, cellular component: heterotrimeric G-protein complex.
AGCUCAGGUCUUUUUUCAGCAGUGUGACUGUGAAAGCAAAGUGGGCUUGGUCAAGGGAGACCAUUUGGAAGGAAGCUCGGCCAUUGUGGGUGAGGUUGUUGCACACUGACCAGCUCCACUGAAGACAUCCACAGCCCCAGCCUUUUUUCUCCCCCCCCAAAGGACUGGAAGUAGGACAAGAAACUGCAGUUUACUCUCCGAGAUGACCUCGACCAACUCCAGUUUAUCAAACAUGAGGCGUCUUGUGGCACAGCUGAAGCUUGAGGCGAGCGUUGAAAGGAUCAAGGUGUCCCAGGCUGCUUCGGAGCUGCAGCAAUACUGUCUGCAGAACGCCGGCAAGGACGCCCUGUUGGUGGGCGUGCCCGGGGGUAGCAACCCCUUCAGGGAGCCGCGCUCCUGCGCUGUCUUAUGAGGGCACCCUCAGAGGAUUAGCAUCACAACACCCAUGCCUAACUGUACCCCUGUAAUGUAUCGGGGUUCAUAAUGUUCCCCUAGAGUUACCGUGUGGAAUGUGGAGAACUUCACAGUCAAUUUAUUUGGUUGUUGUUGUCUUAGAUAGUGUAUGGGAGAGGUGACUCCAGGUCAAUGGAUUUGGUUUUUGACGAAUCAACGCCUUUUCUUUCUACAGGUUGAUUUUUUUUUAACAUUUGUAUCAAUGUUUUUUUAUUACUUAUGCUAAACAACAACACGGAUGAAAAGAAGGAUGAUGUCACUUUUUGGUUUUUCUGCCAAACUGUCUGCGUAACUACAUCAGUGCACUUUCACUUUGUAUUUUUCUACUUUCAACCAUAAUAAAAAAAUAUCUAUUGA